AUGGCUGAAAACGCAAUCGCCUUUGACUUCAUCAUCAUCGGAGGUGGAACUUCCGGGCUUGUUGUUGUCAACCGUUUGUCAGAGGAUCCAACAGUAAAUGUGUUGGUUCUUGAGUCUGGUAAAAACUACCUCGGAGAUCCUAGAGUUAACAUGCCCGCUGGUUGGCCCGCACUUUUGGGAACAGAGGCAGAUUGGAAUUUUGUAACUACACCACAGGAAUCACUUGAUGGCAAGAUUAUGGGAAUUCCCCAAGGACGAGCGCUGGGCGGGUCCAGUGCAAUCAAUUCGUCUGUUUUCAUGAUGCCAUCUCAGGUGGGUAUAGAUGCAUGGGCGUCCUUGGGCAAUUCUGGCUGGGACUGGAAAACUUUGGCGCCAUACGUUCGCAAAGUUCAUACUUUAACCACACCAUCGGAGGCUGAUGUGGAACGCCUUGGACUCCAAAACAAUUAUUCUGCAAAUAUACCGUCUUCUGGUCCCAUUCAAGCCUCAUUCCCACCUGCUCCUGAGAAUCAGUUUCCAAAAGUAUGGAACGAAACUUUCAAGAACCUUGGCUAUGGCUUUAGCGGUGAUGUCUCUGACGCGCGUGCUUACUAUGAGCCUGUCGUUCACCGAACCAAUUUGGUCGUUCUUACUGAAGCCACCGUCACCAGAAUCAUUCUAGAAGGAGAAUCACUACCAUUGAUAGCAAUGGGGGUUGAGUUCUCUCAUGAGGGGAGCAUUAAAAGUUUAAAAGCUUCAAGAGAGGUCAUUCUCGCGGCUGGUACGCUCCAAUCUCCUAAGCUUUUGGAACUUUCUGGUGUCGGAUCUCCUGAAAUUCUCCGUAAGCAUGGGAUAACUGUGCGCAUUGAGAACCCCAACGUGGGAGAGAAUCUUCAGGAUCACAUCAUUAGUGGCACCAGCUUCGAAGUCAAUGACGGGGUUGAAACUAUUGAUGAUCUUGCCCGAGGAAAUCCAGAAGCUUUGGGCAAAGCGAUGACUGAAUAUAUGACCUCACAGUCUGGGCCAUUCGGUCGUGCUGCUGUCAUGUCUACCUCAUUCGUACCUGUUGAUGACUUCCAAACCAAGGAGGGUCGAGAUGAGCUAGAAAAUUUGCUAGAAGCAUACCCAUCAUCUGCGAGUGAUCGUCCUCACCACGAAUUCGUCCGCUCCCUUCUUAGAAGCCGAGAGCAAGGCAAUGGCAUGAUAUUUAUGUAUGCUGCCCAAGGAAACUUUGGGGCUAAUUUUCCAAAAGAGCUAGUUGUGGCUGAUAUGCCAGAGAAUUUUGUCACGAUAAGCGCUUUGCUCUUGAAUCCGCUCAGCACUGGAUACGUGCAUAUUUCUUCUGGAACUCAUGUUGAAGCUCCUGAAAUAGACUUCAAAUAUCUCAGUAACCCCCUCGAUCUUGAAGUGCUGGCUCGUCACCUUCGUUUCGUUGACAAGCUUGCAACAACCGAACCACUUGCUUUAUUGCUCAAGCCCAACGGAAAACGCAACAAGUUAUGCACUCCCUGGAAUGACUUGGACGAGGUUAAGAAAUACGUCAAGGAAACGGGUAUGUCAAAUUGGCAUCCUGUUGGAACCUGCUCCAUGCUGCCUGAGAACAAAGGGGGCGUAGUUGACAAUAACCUUAUCGUGUAUGGCACUAGUAAUUUGCGUGUAGUAGACGCAAGCAUCAUGCCCGUUGUACCUAGAAGUAACACCCAAACUGUUUGUUUAUGCUGUUGCUGA
Botrytis sinoallii is the source of this 1707-nucleotide messenger RNA. RefSeq lists its product as uncharacterized. The coding region runs from base 1 to 1707 and encodes 568 amino acids. The transcript is spliced from 3 exons. The record is from RefSeq and is a predicted model, not a curated record. Lineage: Eukaryota; Fungi; Ascomycota; Leotiomycetes; Helotiales; Sclerotiniaceae. Gene Ontology annotation, molecular function: flavin adenine dinucleotide binding; oxidoreductase activity, acting on CH-OH group of donors.